Molecule: messenger RNA, 1242 nt
Organism: Paramuricea clavata
Lineage: Eukaryota; Metazoa; Cnidaria; Anthozoa; Malacalcyonacea; Plexauridae
Source: the annotation of a GenBank genome assembly
AUGUCGACCGAAAAUCACACAUUUGUUGCGAAAAAGACAAGCAUUACGCGACCGACCGUACUGCAGUCGUUUAACACCGAAGUUAAUCCUAGUUCCUAUCGCGACGAAAUCCUUGAACAGCAUUCUUUCUUGGGAGACGGGUUUGAAAAUCAAUUUCAUUCGACAAGGAAGGUUUUUGAAGCUAAAGAACAGGAAAAGAACCAGCGAUCACCAACUGUCAGUGGUAGUCCAUCUCCUGCUCACCCCAGUUCCCCUGUGACCGAGCGGAUCCAGUCCUUUUCCGAGCUCAAGCAGAGAUUCGAAGCGGAUGGUAAUAAUAAUAAUGUCCAAGCGCUGUCCCCACGCGGGACGAGGCAUACGAGUUAUGGCGUCGGAAAUGCACGGCACAGCUGGGCAAGCUCGUCUAGUCCGAACAGUUCACGACGGAGCAGCGAUGCUUCGACGGAGUGUAGCGACAGAAACCGCAGGCCCAACGAUAUGUCGAUUAUUCGUGAAAAAAUCGCGAUUGCCAAAGAAGAACUUGCCGAAGCCAACGAACGCCGCGAUGUCGCCGAACGAGCGUAUGCCGAAGUCAAACAUCGGAUUAUGUUGUCGAAAUCGCAGUCCAGGUCGUUACGAGAUCAGAUUCGGUCGUUGGAAGAGACUAUGGAGCGAAAAGAGAAAAAAAUCAAUGAGGGCACAAAAAGAUUGGCUGCUAGAAAUGUAGUUAUAGAUCAAAACCGACGGGCUGCGAAGUUUUACGAGAAAGACAUCGAGCAUGAAUCGGAAAUGGUCGAUGAAUUGUCGGAAAAGAUCGAAGCGGCUAAAGAACGAAAGCGAGAAACCGUGCAACGAAUCCGCGGUCUCACCCAGCGGAUUCCCCCCGUAAAAGUAGCGAUCGAAAAAGCGGAGACGAGGCUUGACGAAGCGAGAAAAAAGUCGCGACGUUUUGAAGACAUUUUGACCAAAUCGUCGAUUCGUCUGAAAAAUGCCCGUACCUUACAAGCGAAUGCCGCCGAAAGAACGUCUUUUAAAGGACUUGAGGUUGCAGAAGUGCAUAAAAAAAUUUCUGAGCAAAAAGAGCGAUUAAAGAAAGCGAAAGCUGAUAUUAAUUAUGUGGAAUACAGAAAGGAAUUGUUAGUCGACCAAUUAGCAGAGUGCAGAAAUGAUAUCAGGAACGUUGUUGUGAGAUUGAAACCCCAUCAACAGCAGAAAGCUUUAGGGUUUAUGUAUACUAGACUGCCCAUGAGUGAAGAUCUAUGA